Orbilia oligospora ATCC 24927 is the source of this 636-nucleotide messenger RNA. RefSeq lists its product as uncharacterized. NCBI's taxonomy places the organism in Eukaryota, Fungi, Ascomycota, Orbiliomycetes, Orbiliales, Orbiliaceae. The transcript is spliced from 3 exons. Bases 1 to 636 code for a protein of 211 amino acids. The record is from RefSeq and is a predicted model, not a curated record.
AUGCUUCUUCGAAUUUUCACUGCUCUAUUGGCGUUUGGGGGGCUUGUUGGAGCAAUGCCUGUUCCUGAUGAGGCCCGUGUCGAUGAAGAGCUCCUCAGCUUGAAAUCUCGACAAACCGGUCACCAAGAAUACUUCAUCAACGUCGAUGAAAAAAGCCAAAUGUUUUGGUUGGAACUUGCCUACGGAGACGCCUUCUUUACCCGUGGCUUUUUUAAAAACCCCAUCGAGGAUAACAUGAAAAAAUAUUUGACCCUUAAGGAUAUUGUAAAGAACCUAUUACAUCCGUUGCCACAGGUCUUGGGGAGUUUGGGAGGAGCUGCCUACCGCGUUCCCCAUGGUAAAUGCCGAGUUCUAUAUUGCAACGGCUCCAAUUUGGGGGUAAGCUUGUGUAGCCGGAGACAAGGGGACGAACCAGAAGUCUCUGUUAACUCAGAAGCUAUUGGACAUAUCGUUGAGGAAUGGGUAGAAGCAUACAAAUGGCAAAGGGCCUCCCCGAAACUCAAAACAGAGGGCGAUUUUGAAACGCCGAUUUAUGGAAGGAGCUUUUGGAGCGAGGAUCCAGGUUGGAGUGUUAACAUUGAGGAGUGCGGGAAUACUCCUAUCGACUUUGGCCAAGAUGUUCUUCAUGAUGCUUAA